AUGGACGUUGACCUAAUAAGGUCGUCGUCAUCAGCAGAUCAAAUGGAGAUGAUGACGAUGAUGAUGCAACUUGACAAGCUUCCUGAACUCUGUGGGGCUUAUGUCAACACCACCCAGUUGCCUGACAUCCAACUCUCCGGCGGAAGCGCCGCCACCACCAUCCAACCCUCACCGCCGCCUAUCUUCCACAGCCCACAUUUAACCAGCUCGCACGCAUCCAUGCCCUUCAUGGUUGACAUUUCAGUUCAUGAACCAAUGACACCACCUCUAGUCACAUCAUCACAGAUGAGUAGUCCAAACUCCAUGGAAGCAAUGAGAGAGAUGAUAUUCGGUAUAGCGGCCAUGCAGCCGAUUCAGAUAGACCCGGAAGCGGUGAAGCCGCCGAAGCGGAGGAACGUGAAGAUAUCCAAGGAUCCGCAGAGCGUGGCGGCGAGGCACCGGAGGGAAAGGAUUAGCGAGAGAAUUAGGAUUUUGCAGAGACUUGUUCCUGGUGGUACCAAAAUGGACACAGCUUCUAUGUUGGAUGAGGCUAUUCAUUACGUCAAGUUCUUGAAGAAGCAAGUCCAGUCCUUGGAACGAGUGGGGGCUAAUAGGCCCAUGGGUUUCGGGUUCCCGACCGGCUCUGCCAUGGCCAUGGCCAAUAUGAAUUAUUCAUCCUUGGUGAAGCCUUGUCAGCCGUCCAACAGCAACUUGAUCUCAGGCUUACAA
Cornus florida is the source of this 708-nucleotide messenger RNA. Its product is annotated as transcription factor HEC2. The transcript has 2 exons. Gene Ontology annotation, biological process: regulation of DNA-templated transcription. Gene Ontology annotation, molecular function: protein dimerization activity; DNA-binding transcription factor activity. The record is from RefSeq and is a predicted model, not a curated record. The annotation marks the transcript as partial. Lineage: Eukaryota; Viridiplantae; Streptophyta; Magnoliopsida; Cornales; Cornaceae.